AGAGCGACACUGAGCAGGACACCUAAUAUCUCUGCAUAUCCAGCUCAAGUCUCCAUCAAUUAACAGUAAGAACCGAGACCAGGACGGUGUCUGGAUCUCUGCUCUGUUCGCCAAACUGCACCUUCUUUUUCGUUGGUUUUUAUUUUUCUUUUCCUCGUCGCACACAAACCGGAUUAAAUUACGCAUCGCACCUUUAAGAAGCUGUCAACGGGAUUAGAGUUACGCGCACCGAGCCAGGUCGGAGGGGUUUUACGCGCCGUCGGUAUCCAGAGGAGGCACAUUUCUCCCGCUUCGCUGGUCCUCACACCGCCGGGGAGCUGCGCGACACCAUGGCCGAGAUCGGGAAAGGGGUGACCGCCGGGAAGCUGGCCAGCAACGUCCAGAAGAGGCUGACCAGGGCGCAGGAGAAGGUUUUGCAGAAACUCGGCAAAGCGGACGAGACCAGAGAUGCUGCCUUCGAGGAGAUGGUGGCCAACUUCAACAAGCAGAUGACAGAGGGCACCAAGCUGCAGAAAGACCUGAAAGCCUACCUGACGGCAGUGAAAACGAUGCACGAUGCGUCGCGGCGGCUGCAGGACUGUCUGGCUGAAAUGUACGAACCCGACUGGUUUGGCAAAGAGGAGAUGGACGCGAUGGCAGAGGAGAUGAUAGAGAAGGAGAUGGACUAUAACUUGGAGGACACCGACACCUUGUGGUUGGACUACCACCAGAACGUCACCGACAAAUCUCUGGUCACCAUGGACACGUACCUGGCUCAGCUUCCUGACAUCAAGGCUCGUAUAGCGAAGCGUGACAGGAAGAUGGUGGACUUCGACAGCGCCCGGCAUCACUUCGCCUCCUUACAGAAAGGAAAGAAGAAGGACGAGGCAAAGAUCGCCAAGCCAGCAGCCCUGUUGGAGAUGGCGGCUCCCAGCUGGGCUCAGGGUUUGAUAUCAGCCCACCAGGUGGCUCAGACUAACCUCUCCUACAACCAGGCCGAGGAGGAGCUGGGCCGAGCUCAGAGGAUCUUUGAGGAGCUGAACGUGGAGCUACAAGACGAGCUUCCGGCGCUGUGGGACAGACGUGUUGGCGUCUAUGUUAACACAUUCCAGAGCCUGGCAGGUCAUCAGGAGAAGUUCCACAAAGAAAUGAGCAAACUCAGCCAAAACCUGAACGACAUCAUGACCAAACUGGAGGAGCAGCGGCAGCUCAAAAAAACUCCAACUGCAGCGGCAAAGACGGGAGACGGUGCUAAGAGUGAGGAAGCCAACCACAGCGAAUCAGCGAGCUCAGCACCAAAGAGGCCCGGUCCUCCUCCCAGUCGGCCUCCGCCCAGACUGACGCCGUCACCGGACCAGAGGCAGCAGCAUGCUGGCCAGUUGGAGGACGAAACCUCGGUGCCUGAUGCUAACACAGAGUCGACUGACACAGCGCUACAGGCGCCGUCAUGGGACUCAUGGCGAGAACAGGAUGCCACCAAGCCGGAACCAGAGCGGAACGACGACCGGUACCCAGAGGAUGCGCAGGGCGGCUGGGAUUACAACGAAAGCAGAGCCCAGAGCUACACUCAGCCCAGCUGGGACGACGCCGAGGGUCAGGAGAGCUGGAGCCAAGAUGGCGGCUACGCAGCUCAUUCGUACACCGAACCCAACUGGGACGACAAUGACGGUGCUAAUGUGGAUCAGGGAGGAUGGGGGGAUGAUGAAGAGAGCGCGGUGACCAACGGCUCCGAUGGUGAACUCCCUCCAGGGUUCCUCUACAAGGUGAAAGCGAUACACGACUACGCCGCCACUGACGGCGAUGAGCUGGAGCUGAAGAUCGGAGACAUGGUGCUGGUUGUGGCCUUUGACAACCCUGAUGAGCAGGAUGACGGCUGGCUCAUGGGCGUGACCGAGUCCAGCUGGAUGCAGAACAAAGAUAUUUCAGCCAAAGGUGUUUUCCCUGAGAACUUUACCCAGAAGGUUUGAGGACAGCGCCACCUACAGUUUCUUCCCCUCUGCUCCGAUCACCCCUCACACAUCUGAGACAUGAAGACAGUCGUAUCGUCCCUAAAUGUCUACCUGCAUCAACACAAGAUAAUGUUGAAAACGGUGCCAGUUAGUAAUUACACAAAACAAAGUUAAAAGACGAUAAAGAAUUUGGUUUCAUUUCUGAUGUUUUAGUAAAACCCUAAAUUAAACUCGUUAAUUUGUUUUUGUUCAUAUUUUUAACAAACAAAACACAAAGCAUGUGUUAGUUCUAUUUUAACCGGAUAAUUACAUCGCGGAUGUACUGUAUGAAUGUCAAGAUGUUUUAUGUUGUGCGUUGUCGCCGGUUGUGUUUUGAGAACUUUUCACGGUUCCCUGCAUGAAGCGUUUCGUUGUAUUGUCAUUUGAUUUGUACCACAACAAACACUGUGACAGCAGGUGGAGUCGCUCUAUGAAACGUGGCUGAGAAGUCCUAGAAUAGAGCCCUGGAGGACACCACCCAUCUGAACGGCAGAUUUUCAAAGUCAGCUUGUUGGGCUUGUAUGGUUUUCAACGGGAACAGUAGUCUGUCAUUUAUAUUAUCGGCCAUUUUGAGGACAUGACUUGACGUGUGGCUUCAGUUUUCUAAUGCACAUAUGGUUUUAUUUUGAUUUUUUUUCGUCUUUUCAUUGAUGGAUGAAGAGCUAAACGUGUCUGUCAAACUCAGCUGCUGAUUUUUUUCCUCCACCUUCUUAUUUACCACCAUUCUUUAGUGUUGUUUCCAGUAGAAAUCAGGUUUUGACGGCAUACUAGUCACAGAACUGCGGCCAUCGCUACCGAAACGCACCGCAGAAACCAAAGUUAAACCCAUGCGAAGAUAUUUUUACACUGUGUGGAAUAAAUGAAGGAGGAAUCAGUCUGUGUGGUAUCUAAAGCACCAUCUGUUGGAUCAAAUCAGCCUCAUUAAAGAUGAAUUAAACAA
Messenger RNA from Amphiprion ocellaris (clown anemonefish), 2907 nucleotides. It is a transcript of the gene bin1b, whose product is annotated as bridging integrator 1b. The record is from RefSeq and is a predicted model, not a curated record. Lineage: Eukaryota; Metazoa; Chordata; Actinopteri; Pomacentridae. The coding region runs from base 330 to 1946 and encodes 538 amino acids. The transcript is spliced from 19 exons. Gene Ontology annotation, molecular function: phospholipid binding; tau protein binding. Gene Ontology annotation, cellular component: cytoplasm; plasma membrane; synaptic vesicle.